AUGAAUGAUCUAGGAGAACUGAGGUAUUUUUUGGGAAUUGAACUUGCUAGAUCAAGUGAGGGAAUCCUCUUGUCACAGAGGAAAUAUGCUUUGGAAAUGAUCUCAAAUACUGGUUUGAGUGGUUCAAAACCUAAAUGGACACCAAUGGAGAAGAACCUGAAAUUGACCAGCAGUGAACAUGAUCUCAAGUUCUCUACAAAAUCUGAUGAUGUUCCUUUGGAAGACAGGAGCAUCUACCAGAGACUAGUGGGAAAACUUUUGUAUGUUACAAUCACAAGACCUGAUAUAUCAUAUGUUGCUCAGUCCUUAAGUCAAUUCAUGCAUGCCCCAAAGAAAUCUCAUUAUGAAGUUGCUUUACAUGUGGUGAAGUAUAUCAAAAGCCAGCCAGGACUUGGUCUUUUAAUUUCUAGAAAAGGGGAUGAGAAGAUAGUAGCAUAUUGUGACUCUGACUGGGCUUCAUGUCCUAUGUCUAGAAGGUCUGUCUCUGGUUUUUGUGUCAAAUUGGGAAUAUCCCUCAUCUCUUGGAAGUCUAAGAAACAGAACACUAUCUCUAGAAGUUCUGCUAAAGCAGAAUACAGGUGCAUGGCUCAAACAAUUGCUGAAUUGACAUGGUUAAAAGGGUUGUUGCAGGAGGUGCAAUUGCCAAUUGACUUAUAA
This is a messenger RNA of Solanum stenotomum, 657 nucleotides long. RefSeq lists its product as uncharacterized. The record is from RefSeq and is a predicted model, not a curated record. NCBI's taxonomy places the organism in Eukaryota, Viridiplantae, Streptophyta, Magnoliopsida, Solanales, Solanaceae. Bases 1 to 657 code for a protein of 218 amino acids. The transcript has a single exon.